AUCCCGAGGCUAGGAGGAAGGCGAGGAGAAGCAGAACGCAGAGGCGCGGGGCCCACGCACACGGCGAUCGCCGCCCCAGCUCAGGCGGCGCCCCUGUAGGUGAGCGCGGCGCGGAGGAGCGCGGCGGAGCGCGGCGGAAAGCGGGGUCCCCGGUGCGCCCCCCACUCCCUGCGGGCCUCCCCUCGAGAGAGCCGAGAGCUGCAGCCAGCCUUCGGAGGCUGAAGGUUUCCCCCCCGCCCGCCCCGAUCCGCUGCUCCCGCAGGUCACCUCCACCCCGAGAGCCCGCAGCCCAGAUGGAGACGGUGCAGGAGCUGAUUCCCCUGGCCAAGGAGCUGAUGGCGCAGAAGCCCAGUGCGAAGCUGGUGCGAAUGUACCUGCUGGGCGGCGUGCUGGCGCUCUUCGGCGCCGUGCUCGGCCUGAUGGAGGCCGUGUGCGGCCCCUUCGCGGCCGCCGGCCCCCGGCGGGAGCGCGAGGCGACCCUGGCCGAGCUGGCGGAGCCGGCCCCGCGGGAGCAAGGCAAGCCACUGGAGGCCGCCCAGGCCUGCCGGGCCCUGUCCAACCGGCUGCACGCCUCCUAGGAGCUCGGGGGCCGGCGGAGAGAAGGGAAGAGAGACCCCGGAGAGGGGCGAGUGAGCCAGGGUCGGAAGGGCAGGCUCGAGUGGGCGUGCUGUGCUGUCUGAAGUUGCUUCUGAGAAGCCACCGACUUCUAGAACUGAACUACCACGCGGAUCCGCCAAAAGGAGCUUGGGACUGAGUUCGCUGCUGUGCAGCACUGCAGGAA
Molecule: messenger RNA, 781 nt
Organism: Budorcas taxicolor (takin)
Lineage: Eukaryota; Metazoa; Chordata; Mammalia; Artiodactyla; Bovidae
Gene: G0S2
Product: G0/G1 switch 2
Exons: 1
Coding region: 294-578 (94 amino acids)
Biological process (GO): positive regulation of extrinsic apoptotic signaling pathway
Cellular component (GO): mitochondrion
Source: RefSeq, a predicted model, not a curated record